AUGUACCAUCGCCCCUUUCCCUCCGUUCGAAACUCCUCCUCUGUGAAUCUGUCAGAGUUUCCCUCUCCACGGAUGUCCCCCUUGCUUCAACCUACGGUUCUACCGGGCGCCUACGCUAAUGGUUCGACCCCGAGCCUGGCAGUCGUCCCACCAGCGAUACCUGUUCCAAAGGACGAGUCGGCACCCACUAUAUUUGGACUGCCUCUCAAAUACGUCUCCCUUGUCACGCUCGCAGUCCAGAAUGCCGCUCUUUCGAUAGUUAUGCACUAUUCCCGCGUCUCAAUCCCUCCUUCCUUAGCAUAUUCCCCUGCUUCUGCCGUCCUCCUCAACGAAAUCCUCAAAGGCUCAAUAUCAUUCGUCGUAGCUGUAUGGCGCGUUGCGAACGCUGACCAGCGCAAGCCAUUUGCCGGCGCGCUGUUCUCACCCGUCCAGCAAGUAGUCCGCGAAAUUUUCAGUCCAGACUGUUGGAAACUCUCUAUUCCUGCCAUCCUCUACGUCGUCCAAAACUCCCUACAAUUCGUUGCCAUCAGCAAUCUUCCCGUUGCGACAUUCCAAGUCACAUAUCAGAUGAAGAUUCUCACUACCGCUGCCUUUUCCGUUGUGAUGCUGCGCCGGCGGUUGACCUCGACAAAAUGGUUCUCCCUAUUUUUCCUGGCUAUUGGCGUAGCGAUCGUGCAAAUUCAGACAAGCACCAGUGCUCACGCUCCUGCGUCGACAAACAUCCCAGUUGGUAGCGCUCACGACUCGGCGCCCCUAUACAUGCACAUCAUGAGCCCGCUGAAGGGCUUUGGUGCGGUCACGGCGGCUUGCUUCACUUCAGGGCUUGCGGGCGUGUACUUCGAAAUGGUGCUCAAAAACUCUAAAGCGGAUCUUUGGGUGCGCAAUGUCCAACUAUCGCUGUUCUCGCUCCUCCCCGCGCUCCUCCCCAUCCUCUGCACAUCUUCACCUCCCAAUUCGCGCGGGUUCUUCCUGGACUUAUUCAAAAACUUCGGCGGGUGGGCGUGGGCGACCGUUUCGAUCCAGGUCUUUGGCGGUUUGGUGACGGCUAUCGUAAUCAAAUAUUCAGACAAUAUCCUCAAAGGGUUCGCGACAUCGUUGUCAAUCAUCCUAUCCUUCCUGGCCUCCGUCAUCCUCUUCAACUUCCGCCUCACACCGUCGUUCAUCGUGGGAUCCUCAACCGUACUUGUCGCGACAUGGAUGUACAACCAGCCCGCCGGCAAGGAGCCCGCCAUCAUCACGAACGUGGUCAACACCGCAACUGGUAGCUCACGGUCUAGCUUGUCGUGGCACGGGUCCCCCGUUAGUCCCAAUGCGCCGAUACUCGGCCAUUUCGAUAACAAGACCUCCUCACCGAGGGUCGUGUCGACAGCGCUGGGUUCGGAGAAGUACAGCCCUGCGUCGGAUACUCACUUCCAACCCACAAUCGACACACCGCGGUAUCUGAAUGCCCCCUACGGCUCGCCAUAUCCCUCGCGUACGCCGUCGCCUGCACCCCCACCGCAGGGACCGGGAUCUCAGCACAUGCUGCGGUGA
This is a messenger RNA of Heterobasidion irregulare TC 32-1, 1533 nucleotides long. Its product is annotated as UDP-galactose transporter. Gene Ontology annotation, cellular component: Golgi membrane. The coding region runs from base 1 to 1533 and encodes 510 amino acids. Gene Ontology annotation, molecular function: UDP-galactose transmembrane transporter activity. The transcript has 2 exons. The record is from RefSeq and is a predicted model, not a curated record. NCBI's taxonomy places the organism in Eukaryota, Fungi, Basidiomycota, Agaricomycetes, Russulales, Bondarzewiaceae. Gene Ontology annotation, biological process: pyrimidine nucleotide-sugar transmembrane transport.